AUGGUAUCAAUUAAUUGCACAUAUGAUUCGACUGUUGCUGCAUGUAAUUCAUUAACAACUGGAGGAAUCAUUGGACUGGCGAUUGGAUGUUUUAUUAUUUUACUUAUUAUUGUUAUUAUUAUCAUUUGCUGCUGUUGUUGUUGUGGAUGUGCGGAAAGAUGUGGAUGUCAAAAUACUUGUAAGUGUCUUGGCAAAUGUAAUCAAGCUGGAAGAAGUAUUACUGUUCAUCCAAAACCAUAUCAGCCACAGCCAUUUGUUACUCCGACGAAUCAAAAUGGUUUUGAAAAUAAGCCACAGUAUACGCCUGAACCUACACCUGCACCUAAACCUGUGCCUAAGCCCCAAUUACAACCAACACCAGCACCAACCAUUGUCAAAAGAACUGAAAUUAAGAUAAUAAGACCACAACCAAUACAACCUAAUCGAUCCAAUAUUCCACAACCAACGCCAACAUCGAUACCAAUUAAAAAGCCUGAUCCGACUCCCCCUUACAUACCGAUACCAGCUCCUCAACCAGUAAUUGAAACGUGGAAUCCUCCUCCACUUAUAACCCCAAAACCAGUCGUCGAAAAAUGGAAUCCACCACGUUCUCCGGCCUUUGAAACAUGGAAUCCUGAACCUGAACCAACUGUUGCACCGUCUAAUCCCACACUUGAACCAAUCGUUGAACCGACCGAUCCUUCAUCUGCGGUGGCUGUCGAAACAUGGAAUCCUGAACCUGAGGCAGCUGUUGACACAUGGAACCCUGCACCUGAAGCAGCUGUUGAGACGUGGAACCCUGCUCCGGAAGCAACUGUUACACCGUCUAAUCCCACAACUGAGCCAAUCGUUGAACCAACAAAUCCUCCACCUGCGGUGGCUGUUGAAACAUGGAAUCCUGCACCUGAGGCGGCCGUGGAGACGUGGAAUCCUGCACCUGAACCAACUGUUGAGACGUGGAACCCUGCUCCGGAAGCAACUGUCGAGACAUGGAAUCCUGCACCUGAACCAAUUGUUGAACCGACAAAUCCUCCACCUGCGGUGGCUGUUGAAACAUGGAAUCCAGCACCUGAGGCGACUGUCGAAACAUGGAAUCCUGCACCUGAAGCAGCUGUUGAGACGUGGAACCCUGCUCCGGAAGCAACUGUUACACCGUCUAAUCCCACAACUGAGCCAAUCGUCGAACCAACAAAUCCUCCACCUGCGGUGGCUGUUGAAACAUGGAAUCCUGCACCUGAACCAAUUGUUGAACCGACAAAUCCUCCACCUGCGGUAGCUGUCGAAACAUGGAAUCCUGCACCUGAGGCGGCUGUGGAGACGUGGAAUCCUGCACCUGAAGCGACUGUCGAAACAUGGAAUCCUGCACCUGAAGCAGCUGUUGAGACGUGGAACCCUGCUCCGGAAGCAACUUUCGAGACGUGGAAUCCUGAACCUGCGGUGGCUGUUGAGACGUGGAACCCUGCUCCGGAAGCAACUUUCGAGACGUGGAAUCCUGCACCGGAGGCAGCUGUCGAGACGUGGAAUCCUUAA
Molecule: messenger RNA, 1509 nt
Organism: Adineta ricciae
Lineage: Eukaryota; Metazoa; Rotifera; Eurotatoria; Adinetida; Adinetidae
Source: the annotation of a GenBank genome assembly